AUGACGCAGACACUUCUGCCGCCGCCGGAACCCAAUCCUCUGGCUGCCGGCUGCGCCUCUGGUUGCAAGGGGCAGCUCCGCGCUCUGUCGCUCUCGUCGUGGUCCAGCCUCCUCUGCCACGCGGGGGGACCGACAGAAGACCGCGACACUCCGGUCCUGGCCAGCAUGAGGCAGCCAGACGUCACUGUGGCCGAGGACGGCAGGAAACACGGGAACCUGGAGACGCUGCGCAGACUCAACAACCGGCGGCAGUUGCGUCUGGGGAGAUGCCAUCAUAUGCCAUCAUAUUCUCUGUGCCGCUGUGAGACCCUGCGUCUGUUCUCGACAGUGCCCUGCAUGCCAUACCCGGUGACUGAGGACAUCCCCCUGGCAGGGGGUCGGUAUGUGGCACCUCGAGGCAGUACCUUAAUGGUGGCCUAUUACCUGUUGCACCGCCAACCCCAGCUGUUUCCAGACCCACACAAGUUCGACCCCGGUCGAUUCCUGGAGGGUGGCUGCGCGAAAUCCAGGAAACCCUACAGCUACGUGCCUUUUGGCAAUAUGCUGCCCAUAUACAUGUUUGUAUCCGAUUAUCUUUUCAAGAAAUAG
Molecule: messenger RNA, 588 nt
Organism: Schistocerca nitens (vagrant locust)
Lineage: Eukaryota; Metazoa; Arthropoda; Insecta; Orthoptera; Acrididae
Product: probable cytochrome P450 6a13
Exons: 3
Coding region: 1-588 (195 amino acids)
Molecular function (GO): iron ion binding; heme binding; oxidoreductase activity, acting on paired donors, with incorporation or reduction of molecular oxygen
Source: RefSeq, a predicted model, not a curated record